Molecule: messenger RNA, 2523 nt
Organism: Thyridium curvatum
Lineage: Eukaryota; Fungi; Ascomycota; Sordariomycetes; Thyridiales; Thyridiaceae
Exons: 2
Coding region: 1-2523 (840 amino acids)
Biological process (GO): positive regulation of transcription by RNA polymerase II
Cellular component (GO): nucleus
Molecular function (GO): transcription cis-regulatory region binding; DNA-binding transcription factor activity
Source: RefSeq, a predicted model, not a curated record
AUGGCUGGAACACCCGAGGGCCGCGAUGGCGUCUACGCCAGAGUCUACUCGCCGACCUUCCUCUCCAUGAUUUAUGACUACCUCGUCCUCAAGUUCAACCUGCGGUACAUGUGGGGUUGUGCCGCAGACACGAUCCUGCUGCCCUUCUUUAGCGAGAACUUCUCUAGGAGGCAUCUCGACAUCGGCGUGGCCACGGGCUGGUUCCCGGCCGUCGCCCUGGCGCGGCCCUUCCGCGCGACGUCCCGCCAGCACAUCACCCUGCUGGACAUCAGCGGCAACUCGCUGCGCGCGGCGCAGGCGCGCGUCCAGGCGAGCAACCCCGUCGCCGACGUCCAGUGCGUAGAGGCCGACGUCACGGCUCCGCUGCCCAAGGCCCUCCUCGCUCCGCGGGCAUCCGAGGACCAGCCGGCGACGCCGCUCCAGUUUGACUCGAUCUCCAUGUUCAACCUCUUCCACUGCGUGCCGGGCCCGGACAAGCUCAAGGCCCUCACCACGUACAAGGAGCUGCUGUCGGACCACGGCGUCCUGUCCGGGUGCACGGUGCUGGGCGAGAAGCACGCGACCGGCUGGCUCACUAGGUGGUAUGUGAGGUAUUACAACAAGGUCGGUCUGUUCAACAACCUACACGAUACGAGGGAGAUGUUUGAGAAGGCGCUGCAUCAGGAGUUUGAGGAUGUGGACACAGGACUCGAAUGCGAAGGGUACUUCUCGGGCUUGAAGUGGUCCACCAAGCACCAGCCAGCCGGCGAGUACAAGUCUCAGCGGCCCAGUCCUCAGCACAAACGAUCUCUGGGCACUGCGCUAUCUCCCUCCGAAACCUCGAGUCUUAGAAGCGAGCACACCUCUGUGCCAUCAGCCUCAGACGCCUCUAAUGACCAUAUUGUUCAAGGCAAUAUUGGGCACGUCGCUUGCGACGGUGACGUAACCACGGUCACACGUCAUCCCGUACGGCGAGGAUCCCUUGUAGGGGCAACUGCAACGAUACAAAACAGUGCUACGAGCGAAAUCUCCCAACAAGGGCCACCGAGCAUCGAAAGCACUGCCAGUAGCAGCCGUGACGGUAGCCACAGCUUAGCGUUGUCGCGAGAGUAUCUUACAGACGCAUCUUCGGCAUUCAUUAUCAACUGGUUCGAGCAGGUCUGCUCCAAGUGGUCUGGAUUUGAUUCCAGCGUGAACCAGAACAGGAUGAUGGCCGCGGAUCUCUGGCGCAGUUCGGCCACAGUUGCAGGUGCCCUCGAGAGCAUGUCAGCCAGCUUCAUUGCUUCCAGGUUGCCCAGCAUGCGGCGGAACGCAGUCCAGCUCAUGCAGAAAGCAACAAACCUUGUCCAGAGCGAAUUGUGGGCUGCCAACUCCCUACCGCAGCUGCCCGCUGUGCCGACCGGAUUGCUGUUCUCACUCUUCUGUCUCGGCACUACUGUCUGCUGGGUCGACGCAAAGGGGCUUGGCAUCCCCUUUUUCAGAGAAGCGAAGCGCAUAUUGAAGCGAUUAGACGGGCAAAUUACAUCCGCGUCAAACAGUCGGGACUGGGAGCUAUUACAGUUUUUCAACAGAUGUAUGACGUACUGCGAGAUGAUGCUGGCUAUGGUCCGAGAUGAGGAGGCCACUCCCACUAUGGCAAAUCUCGAGCUAUUACCUUCGGCCGCACCAAAGCCACACGCUUCUGAAGAGGUCAUAUCAAAAUCCAUACAUCCGUGGACGGGGAUCUCAACUCUCACUUGCGAACUGUUCACCGAGUCGGUUCAGCUUUGUCGGAAGUACCGGCGGUCGAUCAGGGCCACAUCUGGACCAUUUGACAUCCCCAGUUCCUCAUUUCAAGACUUUAUAGAUGCCCAAAAGCUUGAAGAACGUUUGUUGGCGCUGGAUAUAGUCUCCAACCAUAACCUGGACGAUACGGGUGACUCUGCCACCCCAGCAACCCAUCUCGCCGAGGUGGCCGAGGCCUACAGGCUCUCGUCACUCAUCCAUCUGUAUCAGACGUUCCCUGACUUGGUAUCGCUGAGACUCCCAGGCAGAUCUCUAGACGUGGCCGAUGACGCAGUUCUCUGGCAUGAGUGGAUUAUCCCGCUUUGCUUGUACCUUGUCAAGGUGCUCGACCAUAUCCCUCCUACGUCGGGAAGUCGUAUGAUGCAGCCUCUUCUAUACAUUUCUGCCAGCACCGGACUCCGCUCCAAUGUAUCAGUAGGCAAUCAGAGCUCAACUCCUAACGAUCCACUGCAUCCCGGGAACUUAUUUUACUCGUCGCCAGUCCUGGAGCAUGUGGGUGUGGGCAUAGCUCUCGCCGGGAACGACCCACGAGGACUCGAUCAUGUUUCCCAGAUAGAUAUUGAUGUUGGAAAUGCUCGGCACUUUGUCAUGAGUAGACUGGGCAUAUUGGAGAGCAGCUUACCGCCGACACCGGUCGUUGUCGCCAAGGAUUUGGUCUCAGCGCUUUGGAGGGCUUACGACAGCGAGAUACCCGGGUGUUUCGCAGUCCACUGGGUUGAUGUGAUGGAAGGGGGCGAUUUACGUUCCUUGUUUGGAUAA